AUGACCUGGAAGGAGCCCAACAAACUUUCCCUCUCUUCACAUUUUACCGGAGUCUUUCACAGUCACUCUAUCUCCAACGAGAUCCGAUAUAUUCCAUCAGAAGCUAUCCUGGAUGACUUCCAGGUGGAUAGCCAGCGCCCUUUUUCCCACCUUCCCCAUUGUUCAUCAUCGCUUCAGCACUCUCCAUCUGCCAAGAUUUCUCCCUCUCAUAUGAACGAUGGCGAACUGACAUCUAUGCUCCAAAGGGUUUGGCUGCCGGAAGUAGGAGACACUAUAAGUACAAAUAUUUCCGACUCAUUAGACUUCGGAGUCAUGAAUACAGGAGCCAUGUUUACUCCCAACAAGGAAAAAUCUUCACUUGAUGCAAAAGUAAUCUCCUCGUGUGCGGUGGUUAGAGGUGCUGGAUUUCCUAAUGUGUCACAUGUUUGCGACGCAGAUUUUUUGGAAAGAGCAUCGUCCUUUGUGGAUAGCGAGAUUCAAUUUAUCGGCAAAGAGGCACCAAUGAGUUUUCAAGAGAUCCAAGAAUUCGAGACCGCAGUUAACUCUUCUGUUAAAGAAAGAAAAGGA
This is a messenger RNA of Protopolystoma xenopodis, 567 nucleotides long. Lineage: Eukaryota; Metazoa; Platyhelminthes; Monogenea; Polystomatidea; Polystomatidae. The record is from the annotation of a GenBank genome assembly.